AUGCCUGCAUCGGCUGAUGCCCAACAUUUGUCCGAAUCUCUGGGUCAGCCGCUGGACAGGUGUGUGGUUGCAUUGAGGAGAUGCCAUGAGGAUGUCGAGGCAGCUGCUGCUUAUCUUAUGGAAUUUAUGGACUUUCCCGACGAGUUUUGGCUGAGUCAAAGUUUGGACGAGGACGUUGAUAUGGUGUCGUCCCCCACCCAUCAAGGGGAGAUGGGGGACUCAAAUGCGAAUGAUAAGAGCAUGGAGUACAUAAUGUCUGAUCCUGAUACAGCUGCAGCUGCGGAGGCAGAUCCCGAGAUUGAUAAAAUACUACGGGAGUCGAUGCAGGACGCAGAAGGGGAGGUUGGGAAAGCAAAUGCUGGUCUGCUAGGUCCGAGUAGAGCCACUGAGGAGGCCCCUCGAGAGGCGGGAAUGAAGCCUGCCGAGUUUGAUAGGUUUACCACUAGCGAAGAGGUGGGUUG
Molecule: messenger RNA, 461 nt
Organism: Perkinsus marinus ATCC 50983
Lineage: Eukaryota; Perkinsozoa; Perkinsida; Perkinsidae
Exons: 5
Molecular function (GO): protein binding
Source: RefSeq, a predicted model, not a curated record